AUGGGUAGAAAAAACUUCUUUGCUCAACAAGAUGAGAUCGUCAAAGAGAAGCGCUACAAACAACUGCAAGAGAGCAGCUAUGUUUUUGGCGCUCAUACAGAUGAAGACUCCAUCCGAGAGAAAGAUAAAAGAAUACCUAAGACCAAGAGGAUGUACUACCAUGCUGUUAAUCUUUGGAUGAAGUUCGUUACGCUGCAUCGAAUCGAGGGCUACAAAUUGGGGCCUGGCUGUGCGGUUCCAGACCACACACUCAUCAAAGAAUUUCUCCGGUGGUACAGUCAUUCAGCGCGAGGAAAAAAAUGGGUAAAGAGAACAUUAACAGAAAACGAAGGAACGAUUGAGAAUGUCGAGGAUCCAGCUCACAGCUUUACCAAAAAGGAUUUUCUCCGAGUUUUAUCUUCUAUGUGGCGAGCGGAUCAUCGCCGGUUCAUGCCCGGAUUGCUCAAGGCUAUCAUAACGCUAGCUCUUCAACUAUAUCUUUUCACCGGAGCAAGGAUUGGAGGUUUCAUCCCACCUCAUGAGGAUAGAAAUGAAAAAGGCCUAAGAUACGAGGACAUCGAUCUAUUUUUGUUUCCAUCCUCUACGGCACCUUGGACGGUAGAGUGCAAAUUCAACCAAAAGUGGCUCAAAGGGAAUCGAAACCCAGACUACACAGUGUUCGGAAUAGGCAUUCGUGACACCAAGAAACCACAAUUCGCAUCUGGUUAUAUUCUCCUAUCUAUUGCCCUCCAGCACGGUGCUCUGUUUGGCAUCGAAACGGUGGAAGACUUUGCCAAGUUUGACCUUUCAAGUGGAAAGCCCAUGAAACUACGUUGGAAGGAUGAAUAUAUGAAAAAGCCUGUUCUCAGAAAUGUCACGGCUGAGGGUCCACAAGACGUUCCACUCCAUAAGGAGCGGUUUUGUGAGUUGCUGCGUGGAAUAGUCACGACCGCUGGAUACAGCAAGAGUGUGACUGUUCAUAUGAUUCGGAAGUAUCUUGGAAGUGUUGUUGAAGGGAGCCAUGGCUCUGCCUUGGUAUCUCAGAUUUAUGGACACAAAGAUGCGGGGACAUACCCCAAAGAGUACUUGUUACACUGCUCAUCGAUUGAUACCGUCUCGGCCGUUUUGGGAGAAAAAGAACAGUCACAUCAUAUUGAGUACUUCCAAGGUGUCGAGAAGUUCUAUGAGCGUGGACUUCCAGGAGAAUUGCCAGCUGAAAUCGAGGCGAGUAUCCUGCAGAUGCCAGAACUCGUCGAUAUCAGACGUCAGAUCGAGAAACUUAAGGAAUCAAGCGACGACAAGGAGUUUUUAGCUGCCGAGAAGCUGAACUACAGAAAGGCCUUGAUUCGACUUCGUCUUGCAGAACUAAAGCAAUACCAGAACCGCUGGGUACGAGAAAGACGAGACCAAAGGAUCCUCAACAGGGGUAAAGAAGAGCCAGUGAUUAGUGACAAUGACGUUUCCAUGCGGGCUCAAUCCUUACUUAUGCCCGAAACUGCCCGGAUUUCAACCUUGAUGUCUUCUGACAGGGAGCUUUCGUUCAAUGAGAUGCUUCUUUUCGUGGAUGAUCUAAAAGCUCAUUGUGAACGCGAUUUCGGGGUGGCUUACCUUCCACGGGAGAGCCCCAUUCAAGGUCGCUGCCCCGCUGGAGAUUGCCACGAAGAUGUCAAACGGCUGAAAAAAACCGACAGAAGUGCUCAUAUUCACAACUGCGUUCGACGUGAGAUUGCUUUGGGUCUUCAGAUCUCAGAAUCAAAGUUGAAAUUUUGUUACGAGUGCAUGGAAUGGUUGCAAUCAAGUCAAUGGCGAGAUCACUGUUUUUCUCAUCUCCAGUCAUGGAAAACACAGCACUGUGAAGUGAUUGUAUACCGCCACACAGUCAUCCGGCCGGGCUAUUGCCCCUUCUGCUUGUGGGACAUGAAUCUGGAUCUCGAACCGGAAGACCGACUGAAUCAAUGGUCGAAAAGCGGAAAUCUGAAGCAACACAUUGAAGAGAAGCAUAUGCUUAGAGACCAGGGGUCCGCAGCGAAGCCAAUCUGUGGGUGUGGCCAAGCUUUCGCGGAUGACCGUGGCCUUCGACAUCAUUUGCAUGACACCCACAAGCUAAACAAAGCCAUAUGGUUAAAUCCAAAGCUUCCGAGAAAGAGAAAGCGUGCCUGCAAGGCAGAAGCGCAAGUAUCUUCCAUGGAUCCGGAGGAGCGGCCUAAGAGACUCCGCUUUUACCACUAUCCGCUUCCGCGCCACGAACGGUGGUCAGACCACAUAUUUAUGCCUGUUCCUGCAUUGCUUUCGUACGCUGAGGAACAUCCCGAGCAAUACUACGGUUCGGGACUCAGUGAUACUUCAAGUGAAUGCAGCAGAAGUAGCUCAGCUGCAUCCUACUUUUCAGCAGCAGAUUCUCCAUUCAGCUCCCCGCCAACCACCCCCGGUCUCGAUGUCAUUGAUCCUCGGAUCCUCAAGCCUAUUGGUCUCGACAUGGAGGACGGAAGCCAGCCUUACGAACAAGCACCUAUUCAACUGAACUCAUCCGAUCUCUCUAUGGAUGAGCUGGAGACAAAGAACGAACUCUUCACUUGUUCCAAUUCUGCUAAACGAUCUAACGAAGAUUGUGCCGGCGACGAGGCAGAUGAGAGGCCAAGCAAGGCUUUGCGAACAGAUUCUCUCAUCCCCCCAGCAAUCAAAGGCCAAAGAGGAGGCGCGAAGAGCACCAUCAUACGCAGGCAGCACCCGAAAAUAAACUCCCUUAUGAUGAUGAAGCCGGUGUCCCGCUCACCAGAGCCAAGACAAGAUCAAAGCUACUUCUGA
Molecule: messenger RNA, 2784 nt
Organism: Penicillium soppii
Lineage: Eukaryota; Fungi; Ascomycota; Eurotiomycetes; Eurotiales; Aspergillaceae
Exons: 7
Coding region: 1-2784 (927 amino acids)
Source: RefSeq, a predicted model, not a curated record